Pocillopora meandrina is the source of this 956-nucleotide messenger RNA. The record is from the annotation of a GenBank genome assembly. Lineage: Eukaryota; Metazoa; Cnidaria; Anthozoa; Scleractinia; Pocilloporidae.
ACAAAAUCUACCAAAGUAGAGAUUGGGUAUACUAAACAUGACGGUGUCGCUGCAGUCCAAAUGGAGGUACUUGUAAAUGAAUCUCCUUGUUGGGCGGCAAAAGCAACUGUAACAGAUGUGAAUCUUCAAGCGAAGUUUAGAGUGGGAAAGGUUCGUGACGCAUAUUCGCAUUUUGUGGGUGCUUUUUUCUAAAUGCACGUGCGUUUAUUUGGAAGCGAUUUCCGGUUAAUGUCCAUACUCCUUAAUUUAGUAGUUGAUCGCCUUUUUCAUGUUCAAUCAAUGACAUGUAGCUGGGUUGUGGAGACUAGUCAAUCAGUUAGGCAGGCAGGAAGGCAGUUGAUCUACAUUUUCAUGUAUCAACCAAUCACAUGGAGCUUGUUUGUGGAGACCAGUUAGUCAGUAGUUCAGUCAGUCAGGCAAACAGGCAGGCACGCAGCUGGCCAGGCAGUAAAUUUUGGGCUUGACAGUCUGGCAAGCAGUCAACUGGUUAGCCAGUUGUUCAGUGCUUCACUCACGCAGGUAUGUGUGAGUUUGAUGGUCAGACAGACAAUGUGUCAGCUAUUCACUCAGUCAGUCAAUAAAUUAGUUUUUCAUUUAAUCAGUCUGAAAGGCAGGCAUCCAGCAUACAAAUCAAUCAAUCAGUCAGUAAAUCAUCCAGCUACAUCCAGGCACGCCUCCACCAGCGAAAAGAAAAAUCACCAAGAUGCUGGAAUAUUGAUCAAUCAUAACUUAACAAUCAGUUAGUCAGCGAGUGAGUCGGUCGGUCUCCUGGUCAUUCAGUCAGUCAAUGACUCAAUCAGGCUGGCAGUCGGUCAGGUGGUCUUUAAUUCAUUCAGUUUGUCAAUCAGCUUGUCAGCAAGUUGUCUUAAUCUCUUGGUUUUACCAAACAGGAAUCAGAAGAACAAGCAAAGCAGGACUCUGGAAAAGCCGCAUUCUCUGGAGCAUAUCAGAAUGAU